GGUAGAAGGGAGCAGUAUCGAAGCGGUAAUCUGUAUGUUCGCACGCGUGUUUGUCGAUUUUGUCAUCAUCGCUAAAAAAAGGUAGAAUACGCACACGUAUAUCUCGCUCGAUUCUAAGGAUGCGAAUUAUUGCCUCAAUUGCUGCAAACAACACUAAUGCCGUACGCUGAUUAUCUUAUUAUCGUCCAACCUAUCGAAUGCAUUAACUCAUCCUUUGCGAGCGAUUGAAUUUUUGGAAACAAACAUUUUAUGACAUGGGCGAGGAGCGAUACAUAAAUUAAUGACGUGUAUCUAAAUUUCCAUUGGAUAUAUAAGUACGCAUUAUUGGUUACCUGAGGAAAAGAAAAACUGGGACCCGAUUGAUAAUAAUUGAUAAUAAUAAUAACUGAUAAUGGAAGGAGAUUCAGAAAAUACUUCUGAUAAUAAAGUUUCUAAACCAAUUACUUGGCCAUAUAUGAAUGUCGGCUCGUUAACUGUAUCAUUUUUAACUAAAGUGGCAGCAGCCGGUAUCAUCUGGGGAUGGGGAUAUCUUAAUUACAGCAUAGCUUGGUUGAUUGUGCCAAUCGCAUUUUCCGUAUGGAAAACAGAAUGUAAAGAUAACGAGCUGAGAAUGCUUACAACACAAGCAACUGCAAUGGCUAAGGAAAAAGUAUUGAUUAUGGGCCGAAUAGACGAAUUACCGUCAUGGGUGUAUUUUCCUGAUUUUGAUAGAGCUGAAUGGUUAAACAGAAUUUUAUAUAAAGUGUGGCCAAGCAUGAAUCAAUUUGUUCGUCAACUAUGUAAACAAAAUAUAGAACCAUCAAUUGUUGCGAAAUUGACUGAAUAUAAAAUAAAAGGCUUUCAAUUUGAUCGUCUAGUGUUGGGUCGUAUUCCACCAAAGAUUUAUGGAAUCAAAGUGUACGAUAAAAAUACUUCACGAAAUGAGAUUAUUUUAGAUGCAGAUAUUAUGUAUGCUGGUGACUGUGAUAUUACCUUUUUGGUUGGAAAUAUUAAAGGCGGUAUUAAAGAUUUUCAAAUACGUGGUUUGGUACGAAUUGUUAUGAAACCUAUGUUAUCUGUAAUGCCGUUAAUUGGAGGUGUACAGAUAUUCUAUUUGAAUAAUCCUACUAUCAAUUUCAACUUAGUAGGAAUGGCUGAUGUAUUAGAUUUACCUGGAUUCAAUGAAAUUUUAAGGAAGACGAUUGUUGAACAAGUAGCUGCUAUUGUUGUAUUGCCAAAUAAAAUAAUUAUACCAUUAAGUGAAGAAGUACCAAUAGAAUCCUUAAAAAUGCCUGAACCUGAAGGCGUUCUGAGAAUUCACGUUGUAGAAGCAAAGCAUUUGAUGAAGAAAGAUAUUGGAAUGUUAGGAAAAGGCAAGUCUGAUCCAUAUGCCGUAAUAAAUGUUGGUGCCCAGGAAUUUAGAACGAAAACUAUUGACAAUACUGUUAAUCCAAAGUGGGACUUUUGGUGUGAGUGUGCCGUACCUUCAGCCAUUGCGCAGCAACUGACUGUACUGCUGUGGGACUAUGAUGACACUAAGGGCGAUGAAAGUCUUGGAAGAGCUACUAUUGAAAUUAAUCGAGUGAAGAAAAAAGGCACACUCGAUACAUGGGUCUCUUUAGAACAAGCAAAGCAUGGUAUGGUUCACUUGCGAUUAACAUGGUUACAACUUUCAAAAAAUCCUUCUGAUUUAAAAGCUGCUUUAAUAGAAACUCAGGAACUUAGAGUUACAUCGAUGAGUACAGCCCUUCUUACCCUGUAUAUUGAUUCUGCUAAAAAUUUACCGUGCAUUCGAGGAAAUAAACAACCUGAUGUCUAUUUGGAAGCAGGAAUCGGUGGAAAGAAAGAAAGAACUCCUACUAUAUCACGUUCUUGUGAUCCAGUAUGGGAACAAGGAUAUACCUUUUUAGUCAGCAAUCCUGAAACUGGCAUUUUACAUAUAAAGAUCACAGAUGAGAAAACUGCCAUGAUAGUUGGGGAAAUGAAUUAUAAGCUUUCCUUACUUUUGAAAAAAAAUAAUUUAGAAGUAACCCAACAGCCAUACGAUCUGCAAAUGGCUGAAGCGGAUAGUAAACUUGUAAUGUCAAUGUCAUUAAAUAUCUUGAAAUACGAACAGCCUGAACCUACUUCCGAAGAAGAUGACGAUGAUCACGACAUCAAUCAAUUAAAUAAACGAAUUGAACGUCAGGAGUCUAACAUUAGUAAUGCGUUAUCUUCUAGUGUACCUCCCAGCCCACUUAAAAGACAGGGUUCAAAAGAAUCAGUCAACAAUCAAUCUCGUAAUGUUGGAUCCGCACUUGUAUCUGAGGAACCGGCAGCAGUAGAAGAGGAAUUAAUAAUUAGCACUAGCGCUCCAACCUCUUUGACCGCAAGUCCUCAGCUUAUUCACAGAAAUUUAAGCAUGACAUCCUUGAGACAAGGCGAAGCAAAAUUAGGCAGAAUACAAUUGACGUUACGUUAUAGUAUGCAGAGACAGAAACUUAUUGUUGUUGUACAUAAAAUUGCUAAUCUGCCGCUCCCUCAAAAUGAUCCACAUAAUAUACCGGAUCCAUAUGUGAAACUUUAUCUUUUGCCGGACCGACACAAAGAAACGAAGCGCAAAACUGCUGUAAUAAAGGAUAAUUGUAAUCCAACAUUCGACGAGCAAUUCGAAUAUGUGGUCUCACAGGGAGACUUAAACACGCGAAUAUUAGAAGUGUCUGUGUGCACUCAAAAGGGUUGGCUGUCGACUGGAAGCAAUGUGAUGGGACAACUUCACGUGAAAUUAAACGAAGUUGACGUUUCAAAGGCCAUUACUACUUGGCACGAUUUACAACCGGAAAUUAAAGACUAGAAAAAAGGGAGAAGUAAGUGGGGUUUUGGACUUUUAUGUGGUUGUUUGACGAAACAGCCACUUAAAUUCCCACUGAACAAUUUUUACAAACGAUGAAAGUUCAAAUAUUAUAAUAUUUGAAGUUUCAAAUAUUAUAAUAUUCUGUUAAACAUGUUAUGUUAUGAAAUUAACGAUUUAUAUAUAUUAAAAUAAGUUAUUACGGUGCUAUAUGAGGUCUCUUUAAAAAUUUUAUUAAAUAUUUGUACUUACGCCGUCCGAUGGUAUAGAAACGAUCCGAUUUACAGUGUUGUUCCUUCAAAUAAAAAGAGGGACUAGCUUAGUCGUGUAACUUGCUAUUCCACAUUGAUCUGUAAAAUGAGUGAAACAAUAACUGUAAAACAAUACGAAAAAAGAAAUUGAAUUUCAAUAGAUUUUAUAAUUUUUUUAUAUUUUUUAG
Messenger RNA from Nylanderia fulva, 3248 nucleotides. RefSeq names its product extended synaptotagmin-like protein 2 (gene Esyt2). Gene Ontology annotation, molecular function: calcium-dependent phospholipid binding; phosphatidylinositol binding; phosphatidylethanolamine binding. The record is from RefSeq and is a predicted model, not a curated record. Gene Ontology annotation, biological process: lipid transport. Gene Ontology annotation, cellular component: endoplasmic reticulum membrane. NCBI's taxonomy places the organism in Eukaryota, Metazoa, Arthropoda, Insecta, Hymenoptera, Formicidae.